AUGUUCAAACUUCAAACUCCAAUUAUUCAAAACCUUUCUCAACAACCUAUUCAAAACAACAUGGAUAGUCAAGUACAAUUUAGUUUCCUCAAGGAUGAGGAAUUAAUUCAAAUUCAUGCCGAUUGUAAAAAAUUAACUCAAUCUGGGAUACUAAAGGAAAUUUUAGAUUCCACUGAUGGUACUGUUUGUGUUUAUUUACCAAAAUGGGAUAUGGAUGAAUAUCAAGAUAUUAUUGGAUUAUAUCUUAUGUGGUAUAAUCAAUCACAUAAAUCAAAUACUAUUUCACAUGUUAACAUUACAUCUUCAAUACUUCCAGAUAAAAUGAACGACAUUGUGAAUGCUGUUUAUGGGACUCAAAUGUUUACUUAUUAUCAGCAUAAAAAUUUCUGUGUCCUCCAUAAUGCACCAGAGAAACUACUUCCAAAUGUAAAGAUUUAUAUGGAUUCAACUACAAAUAAGUCCAAUGAAGGUUUAAUUAGAUUCAUGCAAUUAAAAUUCUGGAAUGAGUAUUUGAAAGAUUGGGUGAAACAAUUUAAUGUUGCAAUGACAUUUAUGAGUAAAGAUAAAUGUUUCUUAAUGGGAAAUUUUGAAGAUGAUGAAGAAAAUGAAGAAAGAAAAAAUCUUUUUGAAUGUUAUGAUUGGGCUUUUUACCAUUUAUUAGCCUUUUUGUCUAGAAUUUCAAUGUUGUAUGCUUUAUUACAACCAAAUCUUAAGGGUUCAAAGGAACCUAAAAUGAUAAUGGAUCUUUAUCAAAACACCCUAGAGGCGUUACACGAUAAAGAAGAUUUUGUUUUAGAUUUUGUCAAAGAAUAUAAAGAUAUGAGAAGAGAAAUAGACAGAAAAAAAAUUGCUUUCUAA
Messenger RNA from Maudiozyma saulgeensis, 858 nucleotides. The record is from the annotation of a GenBank genome assembly. NCBI's taxonomy places the organism in Eukaryota, Fungi, Ascomycota, Saccharomycetes, Saccharomycetales, Saccharomycetaceae.